GCCACCCACCAGCUCAGGCACCAGCAGCAGCGCCGCCGCCGCCGCCCACCUUCUGCCACCGACACCACAGCUACUUUCUCCUCUGCUUCCCUCUACUGUCCUCGCCCUCUGUCGACUAUCAGGUGGGCUUUGAACCAGGAUGGCUGAACCCCGCCAGGAGUUCAACGUGAUGGAAGACCAUGCUCAGGGGGACUACACCCUGCUGCAAGACCAGGAGGGUGACGUGGAGCACGGCCUGAAAGAAUCUCCCCUGCAGACCCCGGCCGAUGAUGGAUCUGAGGAACCAGGCUCUGAAACCUCUGAUGCUAAGAGCACUCCAACGGCGGAAGACGUGACAGCGCCCUUAGUGGAUGAGGGAGCCCCCGGUGAGCAGGCGGCCGCUCAGCCCCCCACGGAGAUCCCAGAAGGAACCACAGCUGAAGAAGCAGGCAUUGGAGACACCCCCAACCUGGAAGACCAAGCUGCUGGACAUGUGACCCAAGCUUCUGCAGAGCCCCGGGUCUCAGAGCCCGAUGGGCCCGGGGAGGGGCCCCCAGCGGAAGGGCACGACGGGCCCCCCGAGUUCAUGUUCCACGUGGAAAUCAAAGCCAAUGUGCAGAAGGAACAGGGACCUUCGGAGGUGGAUUUGGAAGGGGCUGCACUUCCUGGGGCCUCUGGAGCAGAGCAAGAGCCCCGGGGCCCCUCUGAGGGCGAGGACACAAAAAAGACUGACCUUCCAGAACCAUCUGAAAAGCAGCCUGCAGCUGGUCUGCCGGGGAAGCCCGUCAGCCGGGUUCCUCAACUCAAAGCUCGCAUGGUCAGUAAAGGCAAAGAUGGGGCUGGACCCGAUGACAAAAAAACCAAGACAUCCACACCUUCCUCUGCUAAAACCCUGAACAAUAGGCCUUGCCUUAGCUCCAAACGCCCCACUCCUGGUAGCUCAGACCCUUUGAUCAAACCCUCCAGCCCCGCCGUGUGCCCAGAGCCAUCUUCUCCUAAACACGUCUCUUCUGUCACACCCCGAACUGGCAGUUUUGGAGCAAAGGAGAUGAAAGUCAAGGGGGCGGAUGGUAAACCUGGAACGAAGAUCGCCACACCCCGGGGAGCGGCCCCUCCAGGCCAGAAGGGCCCGGCCAACGCCACCCGGAUUCCAGCAAAAACCACUUCCACCCCAAAGACCCCGCCGGGCACUGCUACCAAGCAAGUGCAGAAAAAACCACCCCCUGGAGGGGCAAAAUCUGAGACAGGUGAAUCGGGGAAAUCCGGGGACCGCAGUGGCUACAGCAGCCCCGGCUCCCCAGGCACUCCGGGCAGCCGCUCCCGCACCCCUUCCCUGCCGACCCCGCCCACCCGGGAGCCCAAGAAGGUGGCAGUGGUCCGCACUCCACCCAAGUCACCGUCUGCAGCUAAGAGCCGCCUGCAGACCGCCCCCGGGCCCAUGCCAGACCUGAAGAACGUCAAGUCCAAGAUCGGCUCCACGGAAAACCUGAAGCACCAGCCGGGAGGCGGGAAGGUGCAGAUAACUAAUAAGAAGCUGGAUCUUAGCAACGUCCAGUCCAAGUGUGGCUCAAAGGAUAAUAUCAAACACGUGCCAGGAGGCGGCAGUGUGCAAAUAGUCUACAAACCAGUGGAUCUGAGCAAGGUGACCUCCAAGUGUGGCUCAUUAGGCAACAUCCAUCAUAAGCCAGGAGGUGGCCAGGUGGAAGUAAAGUCUGAGAAGCUGGACUUCAAGGAGAGAGUCCAGUCCAAGAUCGGGUCCCUGGAUAACAUCACCCACGUCCCUGGCGGAGGGCAUAAAAAGAUCGAAACCCACAAGCUGACCUUCCGCGAGAACGCCAAAGCCAAGACCGACCACGGGGCGGAGAUUGUGUACAAGUCGCCCGUGGUGUCGGGGGACACGUCCCCACGGCACCUCAGCAACGUCUCCUCCACCGGCAGCAUCGACAUGGUAGACGCACCGCAGCUGGCCACGCUCGCCGACGAGGUGUCCGCCUCCCUGGCCAAGCAGGGGUGGGGGUCCUGAGCUGAGGGGCUUCCCUCUGCCCCGCGGAAACCCUGUUUUAUUGAGUUCUGAAGGUUGGAACUGCAGCCACGAUUUUGGCACCUCACAGACCUGGGACUUUAGGGCUAACCGGUUCUUUGUAAGGACUUGUGCCUCUUGGGGGACAUCCGCCUGUUCCCAAGCCUGGGCCUCUGGCAUCUCUGGAGUGUACGGGGGCCUGGGAGGAGGCUCCUGAACCUCUCAUCCCUCCCACGGCCGCCGCAGCCACCUGUCUGCCCCCACCACGCCUGUGUCUGCCGUGCGGCGCCCAGCCACUGCCUGUACCCCUCGUUACGUCACGCCGUCCCGCGUUCCCAGCCUCACCCCACCCCCCUUCUCAGUAACGGACAUUGUUUAGAUGGGGAGGCACCUCCUCUGAACCAAGGGGGAAAGUCAAGGAGGGCAAAGUCCAGACACGGUGGGGGACCUCAGUCUCUCAGUCUAAGUUGUACUCAUCCAGCUGGCAUGUCCCUCACAAUGAACCUGAUGACCUUACUCGGUUCCCUGCCCUUGCCCCCAUCCCAGAUGGGAGCCAGGGUGGGGUUCGCAGUGACCCUGGACGUUUAUGCCGUGUUUACUUGGAGAGCCUUUUCUCCCAGAAGGCCUGGUUCCCUUCCUAUGCCGAGCUGGCAGCAGGUUGGCCGUCCUGGAUGCCAGAGAUGGCACGGGGAUGGGCAGGCAAGGCCCCCAGGGCAGGACCACGCUCCCUCCGUUCCUUACGUCUGCCCCAGCUUGUGACUGCCAGCCUCUCAGAGAGCCCAGCCGCUGCUCAACCCCAAGUGCAUAUAAUCAGCCCUCCACACCCCAAAAAGGGAAACACGCCCCCUCGGAAAUGGUUCUUCCCCCAGUCUCAGCUGGAAGCAAUGCUGUCUUGUCCUCCUGGAGCAGCUGAACAUAUACAUAGAUGUCGCCCCUCCCUCCCCAUCUGCACCCUGUCGCGUUGUAGUCGGAUUUGUCUGUUUAUGCUUGGAUUCACCAGAGUCACUAUGAUAGUGAAAAGAAAAAAAAAAAAAAAAAAAAAAAGGACGCAUGUAUCUUGAAAUGCUUGUAAAGAGAUUUCUAACCCACCCCCCAUGGGAGUCCUAGAUGUCUCUCACCCCCCAGCUGGGACUUGGAUCCAGAAGGCCAGUGUGACUCUCUUCUGUGGGGCCUCCCAAUUUUUGAAAGACUUUCAUCAACAUCUGGGACCCAACAGAGACCAGAUGCUGACAUCUGAGAACCCUCAGCUGCAAAGAAGGCCUGAAGCACAGGAGGAGGACAGAAGUUAUGGUACCCCCUCCCCGCCCCCGGGGCUCCCUUCUGUCAGGCAGGGGGCAGUGUGUCUUGUGGUGAAGAUGGCCCUGGAGAAGCCCCACAGCAGCCCUGAGAGAGGGUCGUACAACUCCCUGCGUCACGAGUGCCCACUGGGGAAUGGUCUGCAGCCCGCCCCUCAGCCCGGGGUCCCGCUCCAAGCUCUCCCGCAGGAAGGCUGGCCCAGGCCUCCCCACCCGGGGCCUGACGGCCACAGCAGGGGUUGGGAUGCACUGCCUGCCCUGGACCAGCCCCAGGGGCCUGAGCCUCCUGACAAGGGUGACAGGUCAGGAGACACCAUUUCCAAAUCCUUGGCCAGAGCCCCUGCUGACCUUGCAUGAAACCCAUCUCCUGCCAUGGGGAAAGGGAAGCAGCCUUUGUAGAAAUCUGCUGUUUGUUUGAAGAAAAUCAGCAACCUCGGCCUGGUUCUGCCACUUCUGAUUUGGGUACAGUUAAAGGCAACCCUAUGGGGCUGGGAUGGAGUCCAGGGCCAGACGCUUCAUCUGCAGCCAGAGGAUCAUCUGGGCCCAAAACUUCCCGCAGUGAGGCUCUCCUCUGUCCUCUGAGUCCCAGUUGGUCUUGGAAGGGUUCUGAGGAAGAAAGAGGAAACUUGGUGUGAAGAUCUGGUGGCCGUUAGAGAUGCAGCCCCUCAUUACUGCCACCGAUUCUGGCUGCAUUUCCUGAACCUCUCCCUGCAGUUUCUGCGCCCCGCUCUUCAGUACCUUAUUCCGAGGGCCUUACUUGGCGGGCACCUCGUGUUGCGUGGGCUGUUGGGAGCAGCCCGAAGAUCGUGGUUUAGGGUCAUCAGGUCAGUGCUGGCAGGGAGCCUGCAGAGCGCAACGCUGGCUUGGAACCGUCAACGAGGACAACCCCCCCUCCCCAGGGCUGGGCAUUCCCCCACCGCUGUUUC
This is a messenger RNA of Balaenoptera acutorostrata (minke whale), 4220 nucleotides long. It is a transcript of the gene MAPT, whose product is annotated as microtubule associated protein tau. The record is from RefSeq and is a predicted model, not a curated record. Lineage: Eukaryota; Metazoa; Chordata; Mammalia; Artiodactyla; Balaenopteridae. The transcript has 16 exons. Gene Ontology annotation, molecular function: microtubule binding. Gene Ontology annotation, cellular component: neuron projection. Bases 140 to 2002 code for a protein of 620 amino acids. Gene Ontology annotation, biological process: neuron projection development; microtubule cytoskeleton organization.